This is a messenger RNA of Aureobasidium namibiae CBS 147.97, 1698 nucleotides long. Its product is annotated as threonine dehydratase I. Bases 1 to 1698 code for a protein of 565 amino acids. The transcript has a single exon. Gene Ontology annotation, molecular function: pyridoxal phosphate binding; threonine deaminase activity. NCBI's taxonomy places the organism in Eukaryota, Fungi, Ascomycota, Dothideomycetes, Dothideales, Saccotheciaceae. The record is from RefSeq and is a predicted model, not a curated record. Gene Ontology annotation, biological process: L-threonine catabolic process.
AUGGCCCAGAAUGGAACGUCAGGCCAGGACGCACAAGAGCCCGUCACACCCAAGCUCAACUCUCUCUCGCUGACCGAAUAUGCCGCCAACCCCUCCCCACCUUCGCAAGAUCCUCGACAAAAGGCAAUCGAUGCUGGAGUGCCCGAGGAUUUCCUCCUGCCCAAUGGUUAUCCUGACUACCUGCGUCUCAUCCUCACCUCGCGUGUCUACGAUGUCAUUGAACAAACUCCGCUCACACACGCCGUCAACCUCAGCAACCGUCUCGAGAGUCAGGUCUUUCUCAAGCGCGAAGAUCUUCUACCCGUCUUCAGUUUCAAGCUGCGUGGCGCAUACAACAAGAUGGCUCAUCUGAGCCCGCAAGAGAAGUGGAAGGGCGUCGUUGCUUGCUCCGCUGGCAACCACGCCCAGGGUGUCGCAUACUCGGCCCGCAAGCUCAGGAUGCCCGCAACCAUCACUAUGCCUCUUGGAACUCCUGCCAUCAAGCACACCAACGUCUCGCGUCUCGGUGGAGCCGUCGUUCUUCAUGGCAAUGACUUUGACGAGGCCAAGGCCGAGUGCGCCCGUCUUGCUGAAUCCCACGGCCUUACCAACAUUCCCCCGUUCGAUGAUCCUUAUGUUAUCGCUGGUCAGGGUACUAUUGGCAUGGAGAUUGUGCGUCAGACAGACCUGUCCAAGCUCGAGGCCGUCUUCUGUUGUGUUGGCGGAGGUGGUCUGAUCUCCGGUAUCGGAGUCUACAUCAAGAGAAUUGCUCCCCAUGUCAAGAUUAUCGGUGUUGAGACUUACGAUGCAAACGCCAUGGUGCAGUCUCUCAAGCUGGGUAAGCGUGUCACUCUCAAGGAGGUUGGUCUGUUUGCAGAUGGCGCUGCUGUCAAGACGGUCGGAGAGGAGACUUUCCGUCUAGCUAGCGAAGUCGUCGACGACGUCAUCAUGGUCACCACCGACGAGACGUGCGCUGCUAUCAAGGAUGUGUUCAUGGAUACUCGUUCCAUUCUCGAGCCUGCUGGUGCUCUUGCUCUUGCUGGUUUGAAAAAGUACGUUGCUCAGAACCCCAGCUCGGAUCCAAAGCGUCAAUUGGUCGCCACUGCUUCUGGUGCCAAUAUGGACUUUGACCGUCUACGAUUCGUUGCUGAACGUGCUGCCAUUGGUGAGAAGAAGGAGGCUCUGCUCAUGGUUACCAUUCCUGAGAGACCUGGUGCCUUUGCCGCUUUGGUCAAGGCCGUGUACCCUAUGGCUGUUACUGAAUUUUGCUACCGUUACGCUUCGGCAAGUGCUGCCAAUGUUCUUAUCGGUGUCAGCUUGAGCGCAAACACUCGCGAGCACGAUCUCGCCGAUCUCCUCCACCGUUUGUCCAACGAAGGCAUGACAGCCCUUGACGUUUCGGAGAACGAGGCUGCCAAAUCUCACAUUCGUUACCUCGUUGGUGGCCGCAGUAGCGCCUCAAACGAGCGUGUCUUCGCUUUCGAGUUCCCUGAACGCCAAGGUGCUUUGUACAAGUUCUUGACCACUUUGCAACCUGGCUUUAAUAUCUCGCUAUUCCACUACAGAAACCAUGGCGGCGACAUCGGCAAGGUUUUGGCCGGUAUCCAAUGCCCGCAAGGUCAGGAGGACAAUCUGAACUCGUUCUUGACCGAGUUGGGAUAUGGAUAUGCUGAGGAGACAAACAAUCCAGUCUUCAAGAUGUUCAUGACAGAGCCCUGA